UCUCUGAGCAGGGAACAGUCAGCUGGCGUCUGCAGGCACUGUGAACUUCGUCAACUCCAGGUUAUACAACAUGUUUUCUUAGGGAACGACUUACCAGCAGCCAACUUCAUAAUGGACCCCGCUGGAGUUGGACUCUUCGUCAAGAAGCUGACAGACCUUAUGCGGCAAUCGACAACGUCGCUUUCAGAGUCCAUGAUCGUCAGGGUUUUAUUGUCUUAGGUGGCUAUCUAAAGUUAGCUAUUUGUUUGGAAAGUGGGUAACCACUAAUACUGCAGCAGAGAGAUGUCAUUACGGCAGACAUACCGUCGCUCUGUGACGAUUACUAAGCCGGACGAUGACUCGGACACGGAGGAGUCUAACGUGGAGCUGAGGAAGGCAGAGGCGCGGGAGUCUCAGAUCAUCCACAGUGGACACUUCAUGGUGUCCUCGCCUCACUGUGAACACCCGCCUAAGAAAGGCUACGACUUCGACACAGUCAACAAACAGACCUGUAAAACUUAUCACUUCGGUAAAGCGAGCACGUCCCAGUUCUCCAUCGACGCUUCACUCACAAAACUGUUCGAGUGCAUGACUCUGGCGUACAGUGGUAAACUGGUUUCUCCCAAGUGGAAAAACUUUAAGGGCCUGAAGCUGCUUUGGAGAGACAAAAUCCGCCUGAACAAUGCCAUAUGGAGGGCCUGGUACAUGCAGUACGUGGAGAGAAGGAAGAAUCCUGUCUGUCACUUCGUGACUCCCCUCGAUGGAAACACAGACUUAGAUGUCCAUCGUCCUGAGGGCAUUGUCACAGAGGGGAAAUGCUGGAAAAGAAGAAUUGAAAUUGUGAUCAGAGAAUAUCAUAAAUGGAGAACAUACUUUAAGAAAAGGUUGCACAAACACAAGGAUGACGACCUCUCCAGUUUGCUAAAGGGAAAACAGGAGCAGUUGUUGCUGUUUGGGGAAGUCUCUCCAGACAUGCUUCGUGUCUCCUUUAAUCAGGAUGAAGACACCGCUCUACGCCGGGUUCCUCGCAAGUAUGCUGAGACUCCAACUCCCAUGGAGAUGGACAACCUUUUUGACAUGGAUGUUCUCAUGUCGGAGUUUUCAGACACGUUGUUCUCCACGCUGGCCUCGCACCAGCCCAUGGCCUGGCCAAACCCCAGGGAGAUUGCUCACGCAGGAAACGCAGACAUGAUCCAACCAGGACUAAUCCCUUUACAGCCCAACCUGGACUUCAUGGACUCAUUCGAUCCCCUCCAAGACUUAUUUCACAGCCUCCGUCAGCCCGUCUUCCCCUCUGUUUCCCUCACUGCAUCAUCUGUUACCCCUCUGUCCAGCAGCAGUUCUCAGUCCCAGGGCCAGUUAUUGUCCUCCAUGCAGCUCACAACCAACCACAUCUCCCCCUCUGGACCUCUGCCCUUGCCCCCUCCUAUAGUUGGUCAAGCCAACCAAACAGUUGGUGGUGGUUCAGGGGGCAGUGGUGGUGCUGACCAUGGUGCCUAUGUCCAUGACUACAUGCCAAUGUUCCCAGGGCAGGUAGUCCAAGAUGAAGCUGUAGCACCAUCAGUGAUCACACACACAGCCUCCUCUAUGGUCACGCACAGCGAUGCAGCAACCACCAUCUGCCAUGGCUCAGAGUACGACUCCAUGUCCACGCAGCCCCCACCGUCCCAGCUCCAGACCCUCACUCCACUACACUCUGCUCCUGUUCAGCAGUCUUUUGCACUACCUCGUCCACCUCAGCCAUCCAGUGCCAACACAAACCGACUGGUGCAAAGAAUCGCUCAUGCUAAUUCCCUCCCUCCCUCUCAGCUUGUCUUCACAGCUCCAUUCACAGGUCGCAGCAACACUUUGAUUGUUACACCUACACCUCUGAAAGCAGACGAUAUUCCCAAGUCUGCAGUGGUCAUCGCUCCGUCUCAUUUAGGAGGGGCUCCUGGUUUUCAGGUUGUUCCUCGGAAGCAGAAAUCUCCUCAGCCUAUUAUCCCAAAUCAGAAGCCUUGUUCUUCCAAUCGGAAAAGUCCCCAAAUCUCCUCCACUGUCGCUUCCAAUCAGCCACCAUCAGGGGUGUCCUGUGUAUUAGACCAAAUCCCCAGUCCACAGUCUCUUAUCAGCAGCAGCACUGCUCUGGUGAAAAGUGAACAAAAUCAGCCCCCACCGUCCCAGCUUCAGACCCUCACUCCACUACACUCUGCUCCUGUUCAGCAGUCUUUUGCACUACCUCGUCCACCUCAGCCAUCCAGUGCCAACACAAACCGACUGGUGCAAAGAAUCGCUCAUGCUAAUUCCCUCCCUCCCUCUCAGCUUGUCUUCACAGCUCCAUUCACAGGUCACAGCAACACUUUGAUUGUUACACCUACACCUCUGAAAGCAGAUGAUGUUCCCAACCCUGGAGUGGUCAUCGCUCCCUUUUAUUUAGGAGGGGCUCCUGGUUUUCAGGUUGUUCCUCGGAAGCAGAAAUCUCCUCAGCCUAUUAUCCCAAAUCAGAAGCCUUGUUCUUCCAAUCGGAAAAGUCCCCAAAUCUCCUCCACUGUCGCUUCCAAUCAGCCACCAUCAGGGGUGUCCUGUGUAUUAGACCAAAUCCCCAGUCCACAGUCUCUUAUCAGCAGCAGCACUGCUCUGGUGAAAAGUGAACAAAAUCAGAGCCGGAGGACAAAACACAUAUCUGCUGAGCAAAAAAGACGAUCAAACAUAAACAUUGGUUUUGAAACGCUCUGCUCGCUGGUGCCUACACUGAAGUCCCAGUCAAAUAUCAGCAAUGCCAUCACACUGCAAAUUGGGAAGCUGCAGCAGGAGAGGCAGCAGAUGCAGGAGGAGGUUAGGAGACUGCGGGAGGAGAUAGAGGAACUCAACAACUCAAUUGGCUUCUGUCAGAAGCAGCUGCCUGCAACCGGGGUUCCAGUCAGAAUGAACCACUUGAGCCAAAUGCAGGAACAGUUCAAUGAAUACGUGAAGAACCGAACUCUUCAGAACUGGAAGUUCUGGAUCUUCAGCAUCAUCUUCAAGCCCCUUUUUGACUCCUUUAACGGGAUGGUGUCGACGACAAGCAAAGAGGAACUGUACCAGACCACGCUGCAGUGGCUCGAUCGUCACUGUUCACUUCCAGUGCUCAGACCCAUGGUGCUGAACACUCUGUGCCAGCUAAGCACGACUACAGCCAUCCUCAGUGACCCCUCCUUGUUGCCUGAAGAAGCCGUGCAGGCCGUUUCCCAAGGAGAUAUGUAGCUGGGGGGGGGGAAGUGGAAGGAGCAGCCGCAAACGCAGCGUCGUUUCGCCCUAAAUCACCAGAGCCAGACCAGCCUCUCCUCCAAAGGUCCAUCCUUUAUCAGAAACUGAUAAAGGGUGCUGGUAUGGUGUAUGUGAGAUUCUCAUACAUUGUCCUCCUGUACGUACAUUAUCUGAAAAUGACACACACACUCGAACCUUCUGACUUUUAUAAUUAUUGUGCAAAGAAAUGGCUUUUUAUCAUUGUUAUUGAUUGAUCUUCUAAAUACUGGGUUGGAAGAAGGUACUUGGGGUUUGCCUUUUGAACAACAGUGUUUUUUUAAAAAUAUGGAUUACUUUUAUAGUGUGCAAAGACAGCAUUAUAUGAAACAAAAAGGGAAAUGUUGAGUUGGUUGUUUUUUUUUUCCUUUUUGUCAGAUGUAAAAUAAAUGGAUGGAUUUUUUUUGGAAUAGAUUAUAGCAUAGUUUGCUUUGUUUCUCAAUAAGGUUUUUUAAAAUUAAAUCUGAAAAGUGAGAUAAAGACAGAGUUUUCAGAGAACAAAAAUAAAAGUAAAAUAAAAUAUUCAGACUCAAGUGAUGCUGUUCUUAAAUCUCAGAUAACAGUGCUUGUACUUUAUUGUACACAGUAUUUGGAAAAACACUUUUACCAAAUUUUGUCAUUUCUCAGUUUUCCUCUGUUCAGUAUUGGUUUUGUUUUAAUGAAAGCACAGUAGCUCUCUAAACUCAGGGCUGCAUCAUUGUUUUACGGUCAGUAAAUCAGAUGUCAAUCUUUCUCAACUAAUGACACUUUUCUUGCAGAGUACUGUGUAUUGUUGUUGUUUUUGUUUUAUUAGCAGCCACAAACAUAAGCAUCAGGGGAAGCCAUGUCAACCAUCGCUGAUGUUUUUGUUUUGUUGCCACAAACACAAAGAACAAUUUCCACAAAACCACUUAGUCACCCUGUGUGACACAGAUCAGCUGUGACUUCUUUUCUCUUUGACGCUCCUCAGGUAGACUAAGAUUUAGUUGAUCUUUUUCUCUCUCUUUUUUUUCUCUCACUCUUUCUCUCUCACUCUCUUUCUCUCUCUCUUUCAACUGGUUCACAGUCGGUAGCAGACACUAAGCACUCGUUAUUCUUCAACACUUCUUCUGCAAACAGCAUUGCAGCCAUUUUUGACAGUGUUGCAGACCGAAAUGCUAAGCGCUUGUUUUACCUGGAUAUAUUUAUUACUACUGUAAAGAAAACAAUGCAACUCUGAAAGCAGCGAUGAAUGUUCCUUAAAAAUUGUGUUCUUCUUGUUCUUCUCCCAUUAUAUUAUGGUUGGUUUUUUUUGUGUGAAAAUGUUUUAUUUGCUGCACGAUUGAAGCCUUAAAGUCCACAAUGUUUGACAAAUCAGGAUGAAUUUUCACCUUUUAGAUUUCUGAGUUGCUGAGACUGUUUUGCAGUGGAUCGUUUACAGGCAAUACUAAGGCUGUUUGAAUGUUUUAGCAAAUAAAAAUAUUUUAUUUUGUCACCCAUGGCCGGUAAAUCAGCUUCUUCAAAAGGGCUUUAAAAAUGAGACGCAAUUAAAGGAAGAAAAACGAAA
This is a messenger RNA of Cynoglossus semilaevis (tongue sole), 4765 nucleotides long. RefSeq names its product MLX interacting protein (gene mlxip). Gene Ontology annotation, molecular function: protein dimerization activity; DNA-binding transcription factor activity, RNA polymerase II-specific; RNA polymerase II cis-regulatory region sequence-specific DNA binding. Lineage: Eukaryota; Metazoa; Chordata; Actinopteri; Pleuronectiformes; Cynoglossidae. The record is from RefSeq and is a predicted model, not a curated record. Gene Ontology annotation, biological process: regulation of transcription by RNA polymerase II. Gene Ontology annotation, cellular component: nucleus.